UCCUCCUCUCGCUCUCUCACACACAGCGAGCUCUACUCUGUUUACAUGUCCUUGUUCCCUCCCCUUCAGAUAGAUCUCCAGUUUGAAGAUGGGUGUAACCAACAUGCUGGUGUAGUGCAGGAGCUGAGACACAUGCUGUUCAGAUCAGAGCUCAAACUAGUUUCCAUUCUCAGGAAGUGAGACUCAGACGGUGGUUGUCACUGAGAGGUGAAAUGGCGCAAAAAGGAGUUCAGCUGGACCGGGAAACUUUCUCUUGUUCCAUCUGUCUGGAUCUAAUGAAGGAUCCGGUGACUACUUCCUGUGGACACAGCUACUGCGUGGACUGUAUAAAAAGCCACUGGGAUGAAGAGGAUUGUAAAAAAAUCUACAGCUGUCCUGAGUGCAGGCAGAGCUUCACACCGAGGCCUGUCCUGCUGAAAAACACCAUGUUAACAGAUCUAGUGGAGGAAAUGAAGAAGACUGGACUCCAAGCUGCUCCUGCUGAUCACUGCUAUGCUGCAGCUGAAGAUGUGGCCUGUGAUGUCUGCACUGGGAGAAAACUGAAAGCACACAAGUCCUGUCUGGUGUGUCUGGUCUCUUACUGUGAUCAACACCUUCAGCCUCAUUAUGACUCCCCUGCGUUUGAGAAACACAAGCUGGUGGAGCCCUCCAAGAAUCUCCAGGAGAACAUCUGCUCUCGUCAUAAUGAGGUGAUGAAGAUGUUCUGUCGUACUGAUCAGCAGUGUAUCUGUUCUCUCUGCUCUGUGGAUGAACACAAAGGCCACGACACAGUCUCAGGUGCAGCAGAAAGGACUGAGAGGCAGAAAGAGCUCCAGGGGAGUCGACAAAACAUCCAGCAGAGAAUCCAGGAGAGAGAGAAAGAUGUGAAGCUGCUACAACAGCAGGCGGAGGACAUCAAUCGCUCUGCUAAUAAAGUGUUGAAGGACAGUGGGAAGAUAUUCACUGAGCUGAUCUGUCUCAUAGAGAAAAGACGCUCUGAUGUGAAGCAGCAGGUCAGAUUGCAGCAGGAAAGUGAAGUGCGUCGAGUCAAAGAGCUUCAGGAGAAGCUGGAGCAGGAGAUCACUGAGCUGAAGAGGAAAGACGCUGAGCUGGAGAAGCUCUCACACACAGAGGAUCACAACCAGUUUCUACACAACUACUCCUCACUGUCACCACUCAGCCAAUCAACAUCCAGAAUACAUAUCCGUCCUCUGAGCUGCUUUGAGGACGUGACAGCGGCCGUGUCAGAAGUCAGAGAUAAACUACAGGAGGUUCUGAAAGAAACAAACGUCUCCGUGACAGUUACUGAAGUGGACGUUUCACUGCCACAACCAGAACCCAAGACCAGAGCUGACUUCUUAAAAUAUUCACGUGAAAUCACACUGGAUCCAAACACAGCAUACACACUGCUGUUAUUGUCUAAGGGGAACAGGAAAGCAACAAUGAUGUGUAAAGAUCAGCCUUAUCCUAGUCACCCAGACAGAUUCUUUGAAAGCGGGCAGGUCCUGAGUAGAGAGAGUCUGACUGGACGUUGUUACUGGGAGGUGAAGUGGAGAGCAGAUUUAGUUUUUAUAUCAGUCACAUACAAGGAUAACAGCAGAGCAGAGGAUGAAUUUAGAUUUGGAUACAAUGACAAAUCUUGGGCAUUGUAUUGUGACUUUAACAGUGUUAAAUUUUGGCACAACAAAGUCGAAACUCCCAUCUCAGGUCCUCCGUCCUCCAGAAUAGGAGUGUACCUGGAUCACAGUGCAGGUAUUCUGUCCUUCUACAGCGUCUCUGAAACCAUGACUCUCCUCCACAGAGUCCAGACCACAUUCACUCAGCCGCUCUACGCUGGACUUAUGCUAUAUGAUUUAAGAGACACUGCUGAGUUCUGUAAACUAAAGUAGACAAAAGUCGUUUAAGGGUUAAACUCUAUGUUUUCAGUCUUAAACUUAUUUUGUCUCCAUGUUUGUUGCUAAGACCUGACUGUUGUGGCAUUUCUUCAUUGCACAGAGAUCAGCUGCCAAUCAAACAUUAUGGGAUGUCCUUUGACAUCUUGUCAUUAGUUGUAGUGUAAAUGUUUGAGUUUCUUUAGGCGGCGCUCAUUCCUGUGUCUGUUCAGCCACGGAGGCUAUCACUGCUCAUGAUGAUGUUUGCUGACAUGAACUGAAAAUGUAAACUUCUCUGCUCUCUAAAUGUUUGAUGAAUAUUUGUGAUUACGUAUUUGUAUUUUGUUGUGACUCUUCCACUGCAUGGCUCUGAAGAGAGAAAGCACCAGACCUUCUUUAUAUUCCAUACUUUGUUCUCUCUGUGGAGAAAUCUAUAAUCACAUUAAUGUGUUUGGCGAACCAAAUGUUGUUGUUAUGAGGUAUUGUAGAACUUUAUCCUGAUCAUAACCAACAAGUAGAUCAUUCAUUAUUCUCUUUUACAUAACUGAGAUUCAAACAAACUGAUUGUGUGGAGGACGUGAAUCUGUACGUGAAACCACUGGACACUUUACUGAUGGGAUGUGUGAACAAACUGAAGGUUAACAUGAUGAAUAAACUAACAUGAAC
This is a messenger RNA of Sander lucioperca (pikeperch), 2516 nucleotides long. RefSeq names its product tripartite motif-containing protein 16-like. NCBI's taxonomy places the organism in Eukaryota, Metazoa, Chordata, Actinopteri, Perciformes, Percidae. The coding region runs from base 213 to 1868 and encodes 551 amino acids. The transcript has a single exon. The record is from RefSeq and is a predicted model, not a curated record. Gene Ontology annotation, molecular function: zinc ion binding; protein binding.